GUGUGUGUGUGUGUGUGUGUGUGUGUGUGUGUAAUCCCAAACCCGAGUGGCCCGUGCAGAAGGCCGGGGGUAGGGCCGAGCAAAUGGAGCAAGGCAAAUGAAGCACGAAAAAACAGCGAAGAAUCGCAAAAAAAACCUACAGCGCGGUUUUCCAGGAGCGUCUUUUCCGCCCCGUCUUGCUUUUCCGUGAUGUCUUGCUCGGCGGAGUGACGGUACAGAUGAGGAGAUGACGUUAUGGAAGACGAUGUGACACAGCGAGGAAGACGACCUGCAGUGUGCGACCGACCCUCGUUGAUGCUAAGAAACGUGUGUUUCUGAUCAAACGCCGGUCUACGCCACAUCUGGGUCAACACCUGGCUCGGAUAGAUGUACACAUGGGUCACACACUACAUAAGUGACGCGGAAAUUUUUAUUUAAAAACAAAAAACAUUCGAUCAGAACCGACGAACACCCGGGCCGAGCUUGGACGCAGACAUCGGUUGCAGUCAUGUCCCUCUCUACGGUGCUAGCGAAAGCGUUGUAUGACAAUGCAGCCGAGAGUCCGGAAGAGCUGGCUUUCCGGAAAGGUGACAUCUUGAUGGUGCUCGAGCAGGAGCAAGAUGGAUUGCCAGGCUGGUGGCUUUGCUCUCUUCACGGACGCCAAGGCAUCGCCCCUGCUAAUCGUUUACGGCUCCUCCAUACAGCACCAGAAGCUCGCCGUGCUCCCAGUGUGGACUCGGUUUAUCUUUCUCCUGUCCAUCAGGGACAUGUUAACGGCCACCGCCUAGAAGAUGGCGAUGGAGUGUAUCUCUCUCCUCCAAGUCUGGCUGAAGGGGUGUACCAGAGUCCUGGAGGGGCUUCGGGACCCAGCAGUCGCCCACGCUCCCAUUCCAGUUCUGGUGCCAGGCCACGGCCUGAAUGGGCAGAUAUUGGUGUUGAAGGACGUCCACGCUCACCUUCUCUCAGAGGACGGGCAGGAGAAGUGGGUUCAUUGUAUCAGACUCCUGCCACAAUUGCACCACUAGGGGCACAGUACAGAUCUCAGGGUGCUCCUGAGUCAGUGUACCUGUCACCCAGUGCUGUGCCCAGAUCUUCAGCCGAUUCAGGUGGCGAGGCUGCUUAUCUGAACGCGAGAGACUCGAGCAUCCCAGGUCACUCAGAUGCCUGCUAUUUGGUUCCUCGGCCAACUGUGGCAACUUUACCCGGUGAGGAUUUUUAUCAGACUCCCGUGAACACUACUCCUGUUAUAGGGCUUCAAGAUGGUGUAAUCAGCCAAGCUAAAGCCAGUCAGGAGGUUCCAGGAAUGUACCAAAGUCCAACUACGCCAGGGACAGCGAUGACAAGGACUCCACAAGCCGAGCGUAAACUAUCUGCUGGAUCUGUGGUGGUAUCGGCUGCCUCAGGACAGAAUGUAAACACACCCCCUACAAGCAGGUCAGCUACCAGACCGCAGGGUCAGUGUGCCACUCCCCCGGUAGGUCGUGGAAAAACAUCACAAGCUUCCGUGAAGGGAUCCCCUCUGUUUGUCCGAACUGGGAAAACAGGUCUGCCAGGGUCUCCUAACUUUGGCCGGAAGCCUCCUCCACCAGCACCGCCAGUUAGGAGUGUGACUCGGAAGGAUUUACCUCAGGGUCAGGCAGCAUCACCGGUCACAAAACCCACUAUGCAGACACCCACAGAGAGUGUGACAGACGACAAACAAAGACAGACGUGUAAAGAGGGCGAGAAGAGAAAGGACCUGCAGACGAUGCAGAAAGAGUGCAUAGAUUCUGAUGAUGGAAUCCAUGGUGACCAGGUGUAUGAUACGCCUCCUACAAACAGAUGGCAGCAGCCAGUUUCCUCAGUAUCUGUUGAAGAGAGCGAGAGCAUCUAUAACACCCCCCGUGCCGUCCCCUUACACACAGAGCAGGGUUUGGAGAUUUACGACGUUCCCACCCAUGCCUUGAAUCCUCUCUCAGACCUCCAGCAGCAGACCUACAAUGUCCCGGCAACACUUCCACUGAGCGAAGACAUAGAAGAAGACGUGUACAGCGUUCCAAGUCUUCCAGGUCUGCCUUUAGACUCUGGUGAAAUGCCUGGAUCAGUGGGUGAAGCCAGAGGAAACGCUGAGGUUUUCUCCAUCCCUAACUCUGGAAAGUCAGAAUUAGUGUCUGAGGAUGUCUCUGAAGUAGACGGUGGCAUUUACGACAUGCCCGCUCUCUCCUUGGACGUUCCCGCGUGCCGUCUUUCCGCAUCCAGCACAGGGUCAGGUGACAUCCAGUGGAAAAGCUCUCUCUCUUCUCUCGUCCAAACAGCUCUGAGCUCAGUCUCGGUCGCCGGCACACCUUCCCGGGACCUGGCCGCAUCGCUGGCUGAGAUCGUGUCUGUUUGGAAAGCGGGACAUUCUGGCGAAGGUCCACCUUCGCUUCAACAAGCAUGGUCUCGCCUUGCAGACCUCCUUCCUGCCCUCUCGGUGUGCGGUUCUUCCCCUCCAGCGGACGGUCUGCUCACGAUGGUCCGCCGAGCUCUUGAAGACACCGCCACCUUUUUGCAGAGUCAAACAAGACCCCGUCUGCCCUCUCAAGAGUCUCUCUCAAGGAGGCCUCUCCCUGCUUUGCCGGUUGCCGAGGUAAAACCCAUGGCAGGGGGAAUGGGAUCUCGCAAGGGCAGUUGGAUCCAGGAGCGCCCGCUCCCCCCUCCUCCUGUUCCCGCGUUUCCGUUACCCCCAGCACCAGUAUCUCUUCCCCUUGCUGGAGAGAUGAGUGACGACGAGCAAGGGAAUGAGUAUGCAGGGAUCGGGCUAACACCUCCCCCUCCAUUGUACCCUGCAGGAGACAGUGUAGGAUACGUCAAGCUGCAGGGAAAGCCUGAGCCACCUCCUGACUCUCAGGUUGAAACUUCGCAAGUCAUCUCUACAAAUGAUACCAGAUUGAGUCCCUCUCCUCCUCUCCCCGUCUCUUUGUCUCUUGAGGACUCGGAGCUUCUCUCCUUCUACUCAUCCCAAAGCCUGUCUCAUCUCUCCUGCCUGGCCGAUGCCAUCGACUCGCUGUUCAGCAGCGUCCAGGGGAACCAGCCGCCGCGGAUCUUUGUUUCCAGAGGAAAGAGUCUCAUUGUGACGGCACACAAGCUUGUUUUUAUCGGAGAUACGCUCGCUCGACUCCUCAGCUCCACUGACCUCAGGGCAAAGGUCACCACCUCCAGUGGACGUCUCUGUCAGGCCCUGAAGUCUGUUGUCGUUGCCACCAAAGAUGCAGCUCAGAAUUACCCAUCCGUCCAAGCUACACAGGAAAUGGUGGACAGAGUGGCUGAGCUAUCCCAGCAUGCCGCUGGGUUCUCUGGGCUCCUUCAGCGACUAGCAGAAAUAUCUUGAUGUUUUCUGUCUUUUUUUUUUUUCAUGACAAUGCCUUUUUUCAUGACAAUGCCUUAUUUGUAGUGUAUUUUUCUUACAUUUUUUUGUGUUUGUAGGCAAAAAGGUAUCAUGAUUGUGUCAUCACACCGGUACUCAGUGAUUUGAUGGUGAAGUGUUGAACUGUGCCUCGAGAUGGUUUAUAUACGAUUGUGUGUGUGUGUGUGUGUGUGUGUGUGUGUGUGUGUGUGUGUGUGUGUGUGUGUGUGUGUGUGUGUGUGUGUAAGUGGGACUGUACCGGUUUGUGAUUUGUUUAUCUUUAUUUGUGCCUAGCACACGUCUGUGUGUCUUAACUUAUUGGUGGGUAUUUGUUUUGGUGUGAGGACACGCGUUGCACGUUUCGUCGUGGUUUCUUUUUUUUUGUAUUGGUUCGGUUUACGGCAACUGCUGGGAUGGUAACUCUUGUUUACGUCAGGUGCAGUUAUUUUCCUUUUCAUGUGUACAAAACAAAAGGCUACUGGGUACUUUUUUGUAUUUUUUUUUUUUUUACGUAGCCUUCAUUUCACCUCCCUCUGCCCUUAAAUCUCAUGUGACACAUUUGCUUUUCAUAAGCAUAUUUAGUAUCGGCUUCGAUGUGUGUUUGUGCAGAAAUUCAAAAAGGUUUUUAUUUCUAAGGGAAUUGGUUGGGCCACCUGAAGCAGGGAUCUUUUUUUUUUUUCUUUUUUUCCUGCGAUCAUUUGUAAUUUUGUCUUUUCCCACGAUGGUGAAUAAGUGUGAAACCUGUCAAGCAGGUUUCACUCCUUCUUUUCUGUCUAUUUCUCACAGCCGUCCGUUUCUUUCUUUUUUUGUCCCCAUUUUUUCUCGCGUCACCGCCGGUUCUGCAUGUACAGACAAAAGCAUGACCAUGGGAAUGCAGUUCUGGGAAAAUACUCUCCACUAUUUUAAUCAAUAAACCAUCAUUAAAAAACCAAAAACAGAAGCAGAUAUACUCUAUGUGGAAAGUUGUAAUCUUUUCGCACUUCAACUGGAAUCCAGACAAUAUAUAAUCAAUCAGCUUUUAGUAAGAAUUGCUGGAAAUACUGUAUAAUAAUGUAGGCAGGAACAAUUCAUGAGCAUGGGCUGUUCUUAACUUUCUGUGGAGCAUCCACAAGUCCAGACACGAGCCUGUUGCCUGUCUGUCCUGCGUCCUCAUGGUUACACUUUCCGGUAUACAGAGUCAAGACACAACACUGGGACAUCGUUACAAAUAUUCCAUAUGUUUCAUUGUCUUAAUCUUCGUCUUUAAGAUGCGCUUUUCCCAGCAACGCGAUGGAAAACGCCCUGUAUAUUGUUUCAUCACCUUUUCAGUGUUCGCUUUAAGGUCAUGUACAGACAUGUCGGAUGAGUCGAAAGAUGCCAACAAAACUUCUUAUUGCCAUUACAUUUAUUGCCAUAUUAUUCUAGAAUAGUGCAGCUUUAGGCAUAUGAAUACAUGCAAUAUUAAUAUUUCUACACGAUUAUAACGGCUCGAAGAAACUUGCGGUCAAUUUCCAGGUCAAAAAAACAGGACGGGAAAGCGAAGAGCAGAAAUUAAUAGCAAUUUCUUAAAAAAGUUCACUUCCUUUGACCUCUGUACAGGCACAGGAGUUCUGUCAUGUCCAGAUGGCAGUGUAUAACCCAAUUGAAAAAAUGAAAAUCACAUGUUAUAUUUAAAACAAAUUAUUUUGUUUACACCUGGGUACAAAUGUAAACAUAGUGUUUAAAAAAAGUUCAGAUCUCAUCUCAAACAGGGAUGUUUUGCUCCUUUCACCCAGCAAGUGAAUAUUUGGAUUUGUUUCUGGUUAUAAAAUGCUGCAUUUGGCUAUGAGGUGAUGAUUAAAGCUGGUGCCCUACUGGCUUCACUCAACAAGCAGCAAUGUGAAUUAAGUGGAUUAAUUCAGUUCUUUCUGGAUAUGUUUUGAACACAAAUAAGUUUGUGUGGUACGAGUACUUAUUUAUACCAAACUUGGUGCACUGUGUGAUGAGUAAAUUGUGAUGUCACAAAUGUGGAAAAGGUCUAGCAAGGGAAAAUGGCGGAAAGUUGACAAGUGAUUGCUACAGGGAGCAUUGUAAAGCAAGGGUAUUUGAAAAAACACAAAGGCGUACAAAGCUCAGCUUUAUUUCUUUCGCCACAUUCUACCCUGCCUUACACCGCCACCAAGUGGACCAGUUCAGUAUUACACUCAUAGUUGACAUUUUCUAGUUUGAUUACACUUCUCUACAGCUCUUUACACUAAUCUCAGAUUCAGAGGCUUCUAUGACAAUUUUUUAAUACUCACUGUUCAACUGUUAAAAAUAAGUUUGUGUUGUGCUUUGUUGGUUUUACAGAAAUCAUUUUACUCGUAUUUAUUGUUUUUAUUUUAGUAAAUGUAUGCAUGAUUCCCCCCUCCCAUAAAAUAUAUAUGCACAUGUAACCAGGGAUUUCUCCAUGCAACAAGUCAAAACGUUACUUUAAUGUAAUGUGGAGAUGUUUUUCCUUCCUUUUUGUACCAGAAUGUAUUUUUUACACUCAUUUCCUUUUCCUUGUUUUACAACUUUCUGGGUGCUUAUUGGAGCUUGACCUACUCCGGUACUUGUCAUUAAUGCAAUUUAAUUUCAAAUACAGUUUUUUUGUUAAAAUGAA
Molecule: messenger RNA, 5945 nt
Organism: Silurus meridionalis
Lineage: Eukaryota; Metazoa; Chordata; Actinopteri; Siluriformes; Siluridae
Gene: efs
Product: embryonal Fyn-associated substrate
Exons: 8
Coding region: 488-3328 (946 amino acids)
Biological process (GO): cell surface receptor protein tyrosine kinase signaling pathway; cell migration
Cellular component (GO): plasma membrane; cytoplasm
Molecular function (GO): protein binding
Source: RefSeq, a predicted model, not a curated record